AUGUCUGCAGACAGCAAAGCAGCCGCAGAGUAUCUUCAGGAGUUCAAAGAAAUUACAUCCUCCUACUCACCCCAGCAAGUGUACAACGCUGAUGAAACGGGGCUAAAUUUCAAAGCGUUGCCAAAAAAGAGCCUAGCUUCAAGAGAAGAAAAGUCCGCUCCAGGAUUUAAAAUGGAUAAGCAACGACUAACCGUAUUAGCAUGCAGCAACGCUUCCGCCACCAAUAAGAUACCUUUGAUGGUUAUCGGUAAAUCCAAAAAACCUCGAUGUUUUAAAAACAUGAAUAUGAACGCUCUGCCGGUUUACUAUAAAAACCAAAAGAAAGCUUGGAUGGAUCGUGCUUUGUUUCAAGAAUGGUUUGAGAAACAAUUUGUGCCCAACGUGAGAGCCUACAAUGAAGAAAAUGGACUGCCUGAUAGAGCGUUGUUACUCAUAGAUAACGCUCCGUCCCAUCCGGAUGACUUAGAGCUGGUUAUUGGUGAUAUAAAAGCAAUUUUUCUACCACCGAACGUUACUUCGAUCAUACAACCAAUGGACCAAUUUGUUGAAGAGGUUGUUCCACCGGUAAAUGAAUGCGAACUUCUUCCUCUUGUAAAAAAAAUACCGGGAUGCGAAAAUGUAGAGAAGGAGUGUGUUGAUGAGUGGACGGCUGUAGAUGACAAAGGCUUCGAGGAGUACACAGACGAAGACAUCGUGGCACAGGUGCAAGGAGUCCCAGCUGAUGACUCAUGUAGCAGUGAGGAUGAGGGAGACGCCCAAACUACCGAUAUUGUUCCACACAGCGCAGCUGCAAGUGCCUUUGACCUCGCUCUACGCUACGUCGAGCAACUAGCAUUACGCUGCUACUCCCAAUGA
Molecule: messenger RNA, 855 nt
Organism: Homalodisca vitripennis (glassy-winged sharpshooter)
Lineage: Eukaryota; Metazoa; Arthropoda; Insecta; Hemiptera; Cicadellidae
Product: jerky protein homolog-like
Exons: 2
Coding region: 1-855 (284 amino acids)
Cellular component (GO): nucleus
Molecular function (GO): DNA binding
Source: RefSeq, a predicted model, not a curated record